AUGAAGGAAAAAAUAUUUUUAAUAAUUUUGUUAAUGAUUUGUGUGCUAAGAUCUUCACAAUCAUCUAAAUUAAAUUAUCCACGUGUGUUAUUACCAAUAUUUGAAAAAAUUUCUAUCAAUUUUACAUUGGAAGUUAUUGAAAAAGGUUGUUUUAAAUGGAUAUCAUCUCGUCAAGAUUUAAUUCAAAUUUCACCUCAAUAUGAAAAUAAUGACAGCGAUUGUUCAUCAAAAGUAAUAGUUACCGUUUUGACUAAAGAGAAAAGAAGGAAUACAGCUAUUGUAUUGGCGGAGGACUUAUCUAAUUCUGAAGUUUUACGUUGCGAUGUAAUUUUAGAUAUUAUUGGUGAGCUUGGUGUAUUAACGACAACUCGAGAAUUAUAUUUAGAAGAAGCACCAGAAACCUUUGAGUUAUGGGCCCAAGAUUCCCAAGGAAAUGCAUUCACUACUUUGGAAGGAGUAGAGUUUCAAUGGCAAAUUAUCCAACCAGAUGGGAAUUGGCCUCAAGUUCUGAGAUUCCUAACAUUUAGCGAAAGUAAAUAUCAUGAAACACCCAGUUCUUUGUCGAAAUUUGAAUCUUUGGGAAUACAAGGGUACAUGGUAUUAUUAGAAGCUAUUAACACAGGAGUCGCGAAAGUUUCUGUUCGUCUUCCAUAUCCAGAGUAUGAUGUGGUCCCCGUGAUUGAAGUGGAUAUUAUGGUUUUGGCGAAUAUAAUUCUAGAUCCAACCGACGUAAAUAUUUUAGUUGGAGACACUAUUGAGUUUAGGAUCUUACAAUUAAAGCAAGGAAAAUUGCAUGAAAUAUCUUUAAAUGAUCAAUAUUAUUUAGAAAUAUUAGAUUCUCAAAUAGCUUACAUGGACCAAAAAUUUGCCACGGGAAGAGCUUUGGGUAAAACCGUAGUUGUACUUCGGGACAGAAAUGUUGUAGGAGAUGUGCAAAAUAAAAAUAGUCAAAACAAAUCACCAGUCCCUAGGGCAACGUUAACUGUUACAACACCUCGUAAAAUUACAGUUAACUUAUUACCUUAUUACAAUUGGGUUACUGUAGAAGGAGAAAAGCAUGAAAUAGCCAUAGACUUGUAUACAAACGAAGAUCAAAAAAUUCUGUUGGGCCCGAAAUACUUUAUUGAUUCCGAAUUUGACGAAUCUUUAUUUUAUCCUUUUAAAACCAGUAAAAACGGAAGUCGAAUUUUUGGGCAAACCCUAAAGGAGGGCAGCUGUUUGGUUCAUGGCUCGUAUAAACAACUUUCAGCAAAAGCUGAAUUGCAAGUUUAUAAGGAAUUGGUGUUGUCACCGAAACUCGUUAUUCUUCCUUAUGAUCCUAAUGCACCAAAAACCCAAAAAAUUCAGUUUUUGGCUAAAGGUGGAGAUGGAAGCUAUAUUUGGUCUUCUCAUUCCCCGAACUUGGUUAACAUUAAUCAGAAUGGUUUAGCUGAAAUAAAAUUUGAUACAGAAGCCCGUUUCUCUGCGCAAGAUAAUUAUGAUGAGAAAUUGAAAACCAAGCUGGUUAAGCAUACAAAUGUAAAAGUUGCUAUGUCCCGAAAUACAAAAAUUGUACGUUCAGCAGAAAUUUUCUUAUUACCUCCAGUAAAAUUAGAGAUCGUCAAAUAUAAUUUUGAAACUUCUCUAAGAGACUAUGUCAAAACUCAUAUUGCAUUAUAUGCGUAUGUGAAUGGAAGCUAUACACCUUUUACAAAUUGCGAAAAUUUACACUUUGAAUUAGAAUUUUCAAAUCCUAUAUUCCAGCUGGAUCCUCUAGGAGGUUCCAUACAAGAACAUAUCAGCGAUGAACUAGAAUACAACGCUUGUCAUUUGUUGUACCUGAAGAGCACACAAUUAGGUCAAACAAACUUAAAAUUAGUUUAUCGAAUUAUGGAUAAAAUUUUAUUCGAUGAAGUUCAGUUGUUUGUUUUUGAUCCUUUAUCAAUAAUAAAUCCAGUAAAUAAUGAAAUAGUGUUACCUAUAGGAUCAUCUCGCAACAUUUUAUAUUAUAAUGGACCACAACGUAUCUUUAAUGUAGACGCAGAAUUAACUAAAAUUAUUCACUAUUCAAGCCGUAUUGCAGAAAUUACACAAAUUAACAUGGACACUUCAAAACCAUUGCAUGGGUUACAAGUUUUAUGUAAAGAAGUAGGAGAUACACAGCUAGAUUUUAAAAUUUAUAAUUUACCGUCAAAUAAAAAUGCUGUCCCUUAUGUAUCUACAAUGGUGACUGAAAUACAUUGUGUGAAACCCAGAUUUAUUAACUUAUACCCCACUGAAAAAAUUAGACAAAACUGCCCGUUGGAAAUGAAAAACUCAAUAAUGCACGUCAAAAAUCAAAACGAAGAUAAUCUUGAAAUUGAAAUAGAGGUUUUGGAUGUUAAAAACAGGAAACUGAUGAAUAUUAGUUCUUUAGUGAUUUCUUGGGAAUUCUCUCAAGGAAAUAAAGUUUAUUCUAAAGAAAUUAACUACAAACAAGAAACGGAAGAAGAAUUAUUUGAAGGAAUACGAUUUCCAUCGAAAGAUUUUCUUAAGACUCCAGUUCCUGAGAUAUUAAAUAACUUCAAAAUUAGAUCGAUCGUUACUAAGUAUGAUAACAAUGUUUUGAAUAAAAACAAAAUAUCUCCCGAAAACCCAGAAUUUGGAAUUCCACAUAUUAAAAGUGGGUCUCUUGUUAAACCAUUAAUUGAAAAUGAAAUAAAUUUCAUGGCAGUAGACCGAACCCUUCUGCCAUUUAACAGCAUAUCAGUGCUCUUAACUAAAAAUAAAGUUGAACGUAUUCAUAUUUCACAAGGUAGUGGGUUCUAUGAAUUUGAACCAAGUGAUGACGGAAUUGUGACUAUGGAAUUUGAUAGUAAAAGUGGAGAUUUGUUAAUAAAACCUUUGAAAAUUGGACAUGUUACGAUUGAGUUAAUAGACCGCUGCUUAAUGUCGGAAGCGGCUCGAUUAUCUGUGUCUGUUGUUUCUGUUGGUCGUGUGUUAGUUGAUGUCCAAGACCGUGUUCAAAAAACUAAAACUGUAGAAGCUAUAAUUAAAUUGUAUGAUUCUAAUGAUAAUGUGCUUGCAAUUGAUCAUAAUAAUUUACAUGAGUAUGAGUUGCAUGAGCAUAUUUUUAAUCCAACGAUAUUUAGUGUUAGGUUAAAUGAUAAUCAAAAUGAUUUGAAGCCUGGUGAAAUAAGUUAUCUUGUGACUGGGAAUGAGCUAGGAGAAACAAAAGUAAUAUUCAGUUCGGGCUAUGGCGAUCAAUUAAUUUCAAGUGAAGCUGCAAGUAUUCAGGUUUUUCCUCCAUUAAAAUUAUAUCCAAGAAAUUCUACUAUAGUUAUAGGAUCAAGUAUACAAAUAUAUUAUCAUGGUGGCCCGAAUCCAGAUGUUAAUGUUGUAUACACAAUUCAUAACCAACAUGUAGUUUCAAUGGAUUCCACAAUAGUUUCUGGUACAAAACUUGGUGAUACUAAAAUAACAGGCAAAUGUGUUGGUAUCAACCCAAAAACUGGUAAACAAGUUGUGUAUUCGGAGGAUACUAUUGAAAUUUUUGUUGUACCUCUGGAUAAGAUACAAAUUCGUACACCUCUUCUAAAAAUUAAGAGUGGAGCAGUUAUGCCUGCUUUUAUAUGGGGUGUACCAGAAUUGUCCCCUAUGAUUUUAGGAACUUUGGAAAAUAUGAGAAUCAUUUGGUCUACUAACCAACCAGAUGUUGUUGAUAUAUAUGGUGCUUUUGCUGAGACAGGAGUUGAGUAUAGCGAUCGUGAUUUAAUUACUGUACGAGUACGUGCCUUAAAUCCUGGAAAAGCUAAAAUUCAAGCAAAUGUCAUUUUGUCCGGCGGCAAGAAAUUGACAGCAUCUGUGGAGAUAUUUGUUUUCAAAAUUUUGGAAUUGGAAUCUCCAAAACCAAUUCGAAUCGAUUCAAUUUUGAUGGCGCCACGUUCAACAAUUCAAUUGAAAGCGAAUUUGGAUGAUGUUACAUAUAAAUCUGAAAGUUCUUUGGACACUACAUUCAAUGGAGCUGGUAGUGGUAAUGGGAAUAAUGGUAAAACAAGAAGCUCAGUUAUGAAAAAUUCUGCAACCAACAAACUCGGAAAUAUAGAUAGCAUCAAUAAUAUUAAAAUUGUUAAAGUGUCACCUGACGGUAUUGUCAAAUCAGGUGAACUUUUGGGAAGAGAUUUGAUUAUUGCGAAAACAUAUGAACAAACAUUACCCAUCGAUAUUGAGGUGAAAAACAUUCAAUAUAUCUUAGCUACACUAAAAAAUCCAUCUUUUAAAUUGAAACAAACAGAAGAAAAAAUACCACGUGGUAUGAAUCUUGUAUUGAAAGUGUCACUUCAUGACAACCUGGGUAAUGAAUUUGCUCACAAUAUUGAGGAUAUAAGUAAUUUUAAGUACGAACUAUCUCAUAAAGAUAUGGUCGACAUACAAAUUGGAAAUAAUCAAACAUUUGCAAUAAAUCUUCUGCGUGAGACAAAUAACAUGCUUUCUAUAUCACUGAAAGAUAACACUGGAGUAAAAUAUGCGGAAGAUUAUAUAAAAUUAUCUGUUUCCGAAUCAAAAUAUAUUUACCCAACAAAGACAAUUUUCUCUUCUGGCGAUAUAAUUUGUUUUGAAUCACCUUUAACUUUGGAAACUUUUUGGACAUCUUCAGCUGAUCGUUUAGUAAAAAUUGAUUCUGUUACAGGAAUUGCUAAAGUGAUUGCUGUUCGUAAUAAAUUCAAUGAAAAAGUUGUAAUAACAAAUAUGGGAUCUACUGGAAAUUUUAUCAAAUAUGAUUUAGAAAUUCGUGAAUCUGAUAUGAUUGAAUUUCAAAAAACAUACGAUAUAUUUAGCGGCACAUCAUAUCAAGCAUAUUUAGUCAUCAAAAAUCAUUUGCAAUCAGACAAAUAUUCCAAUAUGUUUGCAAAAAAUAUUUCGAAAUGUUCAAGUAAUUCAGAUCAAUUAUUUACGGAAGUAAAAUUUUUCACUUGUCAUUUAUCAUCGAAACAACAAUUAGGAACUCAAGUUAUAGAAUUUUAUAAGGUUUCUCCGAAAUUUGAUAUAAAUCAAGGAAUGUACUUGUGUGAAAUUGAAUUACUUUCUGGAAUAGCAGAUGUUGUUAAUUUUGUAAAAAAUAAUGAUAUUAAUAUUGAAUUGAAGGCACAAUUAUCAAAUGGUGUUAAUGAUAUCGUUACGCUAAAAAUAGUUCCGGGAAUCAAAGUAACUCCAGAAGUAAUUACUGUUGAUCAAAUACACAAUCAAGGUCUUAUAGUAACUGGACUGGAUAAAGUUUUACAAAAAAUAGAGAUUAAAUCAUCCGAUGAAGAAAUUUUGGAAAUUUCACCACAAGCUAAAGCACAUGGUUCAAUUCACUUUAAGUUAAAAUUAUUAAGUGAAUUUCCUGCAGAUGAAAAUGUUUUUGUUAAUAUAGUAUCACCAUUAACUUUACAAAAUUUGGAGAUACCAAUUCUUAAGCCCAGUACAUUAAUUCAAACAUGUUCUAAUCAACCAUUUAAAACAACGCCAGUGUUUUUGAUGAACUUUAUUUCAAAUCUUGGCUUUAUUAUAUCAAUAAUUGUUCUUGUGGCAACAAUAGUUUGGAUUGCAAUGUUUGGAUUUCCUGGUCGUAGUAGAGCAGAUAUCAACCCUGAUGUAUUCUCAACGUCAUCAAAAAAUAAUACAAAUGUUACGAAUAUUAGUGGUGCAGCGUUAGAUCAAAGUCAGUUUGAUAAGAGUGGAGCAAAUAUGAGCGGUCAAAGGCGUCCUUAUUAUUCUCAUUUUGAUUCACCAUACCGGAAUGAAGGUGCUAAUUUAAGUUUAUCAUCUGGUAAUGAAUCACCAGUUUAUGGUGAUACAUCAAUAGUUUCUCCACAAAGAAGAUUGUAUCCACGUAUUUUAUAGGAUGAGGAAAUUAAAAAUAAGAGCCAAAAAAUUAGCUAUUUUCUUGCAUCAAAUCGUUCCUAUUAAAUAAAAUAUAAAAUUUAUUUUUUUAAUAAUAUUAACGAAAAUUAUAUUUUUUUUAAAAAUUAUAUUAAUUUAAGAUGUGCCACAAUUUAGUUUAAAACAUCGGUUUAUAACAUACUAAAUAUUAUAUUAAAUAGUUAUAACUUUAUGAUGCGUGACUCAAUAUUACUUAAUAUAAUAAAAAAAUUAAUAAAAUAAAUAAAUUCAAACCACAUAACGAAAUACGGAACUGCCUUACUUAACUGACUGACAAUACUUAUUUGACUGUUUAGACAAUUUACUAUUUACUAUUAAAUAUUAUUUUGUGUUUAAGUAUUUAUAUUUUGAUUUAAUUGAUGUUAAGAAAUGUUCAAUAUAAAAAAAAAUAGAAUUGUAAUAAAUAUAACCUCUGCUAUUCUCAUUUAACACUCAAUAAUUUUACAAAAAUUACUAAUUAAAAUUUCAUUUUUGAUAUUAAAAUUGAUUAAAAUAAAUUAUAAAAUUGAUGAAAUAGCUUUUAAAAUAAAAUUACAAUAUAGGACAUUAUCAUUUCCAAAAAAA
Messenger RNA from Condylostylus longicornis, 6447 nucleotides. It is a transcript of the gene Gp210, whose product is annotated as nuclear pore membrane glycoprotein 210. Gene Ontology annotation, cellular component: nuclear pore. The transcript is spliced from 22 exons. The coding region runs from base 1 to 5844 and encodes 1947 amino acids. The record is from RefSeq and is a predicted model, not a curated record. NCBI's taxonomy places the organism in Eukaryota, Metazoa, Arthropoda, Insecta, Diptera, Dolichopodidae.